Molecule: messenger RNA, 671 nt
Organism: Daphnia carinata
Lineage: Eukaryota; Metazoa; Arthropoda; Branchiopoda; Diplostraca; Daphniidae
Gene: Sys1
Product: protein SYS1 homolog
Exons: 3
Coding region: 129-602 (157 amino acids)
Biological process (GO): protein localization to Golgi apparatus; Golgi to endosome transport; Golgi to plasma membrane protein transport
Cellular component (GO): Golgi membrane; trans-Golgi network
Source: RefSeq, a predicted model, not a curated record
AUUAACCUAUUAUCAUAUGAAAUGUCAUCGUAUUUCAGAGCAAAUAUUAUUACGUCACCCACCGUUCCAUUCUUCGACUACUAGUUCCCCUCGUUACCUUCGUUUAGACAAAUUUGUUACGAAAGAAAAUGAGCGGCUCAUUUAGAAUAGCGAUCUGGGAUCCUCCUUUGAUUAUAUCUCAAAUAGUAGCUGUACAAUGCAUCAUGUAUGUUUCACUUGGAUUAUGGAUUAUAUUACUAUUAAAUGUUAUUGCUGGGCAUCCUGUUUCCAUUGACUACAUCUUUAAAUAUCAGGAAGUAAACGUAAAAGAUGUUAGUGGACGUCUUGUUGUUGCUUGUUUCCUAUUAAAUUCUCUUAUCAGUGCUACCUCUCUUUGGGUUAUCGUCCAAAGGACAAAACUAUGCCUCGAUUUCAGUGUCACAGCGUUUUUCCUGCAUUUGGUUGCAUCUUUAAUUUACAACUCAGGAUGGCCUUAUUCAGCAUCGUGGUGGGUCCUGCAGUUUUCUUGUGUAACCAUCACAUGUGUUCUAGCAGAAUUUCUCUGCAUGCGUUCUGAAAUGAAAUCAAUUCCUCUGGGAAUGUCUGCUAGGGUAGAUCUGUAAAAGGAUGGGCAAGUUUGAUUCUGACAUAAACUGUAAAUCUGUAAAUAAAUAUAUGAUGAUUUUACACCU